AUGAAUACGAGUACAAAAUUUAUUUCAGAUUAUUGUAAGACAUGGGAAAAAUCAGGCAAAGAUUUAUUUGUUAAGGUUAUCACACAAUAUAUCAAAGAUGAGGGAAAGAGUCCCUUAUUUACUAAAUCAGGAAAGCUUUCUGGUCUAUCUCAAAGUAUUUAUGAUUUAUUACUUUGUGGGCUAAAAGGACAUCUUAAAAAGGAUGCUGUUGUAUCAGUACUUCGUGAUAUAUCUAUGUUACAUGCAGAUAUACCAUCCAUACUCUUAGAUGUUGUAUGUGUACUAGAUGCUGAAACAUCUUUAGAUACGCAGAGUGAGGAACGAUCAAUUUUUUGUUAUUUUGUCCGUGAGCUAGAACCAUUCCUUUCAGACAAGUUAUUAAAAGAAAGGCUAGAAAUUGAUACCCUCCAGGAUGUUGGGACAUUAAAAAACAAGAACUUUUACACAAAAUUUAUCAAAAUAAAAACCAAAUUAUAUUACAAACAAAGAAAAUUCAACCUUUUUAGGGAAGAAAGCGAAGGUUAUGCUAAACUUAUUGUUGAAUUAAAUCAAGAGAUCUCUGAAAAUACGGAAUGGAAAUCAAUACUAGAAAUUAUUCAGUCACUUAUUGGUUGUUUUAAUUUAGAUCCAAAUAGAGUACUGGACAUUAUAUUGGAAUCAUUUGAAGCACGGCCCCACUUAGAUAAAUUGUUCAUUUCAUUAAUAAAGAACUAUAUGUGUGAUCCUCAAGUAAUAUCAGAAGUAAUUGGAUUCAAACUUAGUAAUAUGGAAGUAUUGGAUAACUACAAAGAACCUCCACAUCUUAUGACUGUAAUAGCUUUACUAUUACAACAUCAAGUUAUUUCUUUAGAUGAUGUUUAUCCAUGGUUACGUCCUGAUGACAUAAUUAUGGCUAAAGAAGCAGAUAAAGAAACAAAAUUGGUGCAAGAUUUUCUCCGGAAGCUCAACAUAGUAUCAACUAAAGGGCCACAAACAAAUGGCCCAGCUGAAGUUAUAGAAGAGAAAGCUGAUCCACAGGAGUAUUGGGCUAAUCAGAAGUUAGUGCUAUGUGAAGCACUACUAAGAGUUUGUGCCUGGCGUGAAUUCUCGGCACUCUUCAGUCGGUUACAUGUUACAUCAAUGCCUGUACGACCAGCAAAGGCCCUUUGCGACAUGUUGCAUGCUGUUAUUGAGCCUUUGUAUAGAAUACAGUGCCGUGUGGCUCCAAAGAUUAUAGGGAAACCAGUAUCACCUUUGAAAUCGAAGCUGGCCCCAAAAUCUUGUAAAUCCUUUGAAGACAUGAAAGAAACAGUAAUUCCUGCUCUAAUUUUACUGGGACCUGCACUUCAUCAUGAUCCUAUAUUAAUGUAUAAAAUAAUACGCAUAUUACGUACGUCUCGCUCAGUUGAUGGUGAUCCCUUAGAGCAUGAGGCACUAACUGUCCUGGAUGCAGCUAUUUUGCCCUCUCUUACUUUAAUGGAAGGGAAUUGCUGUAUGUCUGAAGAGGUUUAUACCCUACUUAAACUAUAUUCUUACCAAUGCAGAUAUUGUUUGUACGCGAGAUGGAAAAAUGAAUCUGGUGAAAAAAUUCCUGCAUUGAUGCGUGUACGCGGCAAUUCACUGCAGCGGAUAAAACAUAUAAUGAAACGGGUUUCCAAGGAGAAUAUAAAACCACAAGGGCGUCUUAUUGGUAAACUUUCCCAUGCUGCACCGGCUUUUCUCUUCGACUAUAUGCUUUUGCAGAUACAAACAUACGACAACCUGAUUGGGCCCGUUGUCGAGUCCCUUAAGUACCUAACGUCGUUGUCGCUGGACGUACUAGGCUAUUGCCUCGUUGAGGCGUUGUGUACGGGUCGGGGUUCGGCUCCUGGCGCUGCUCAUCCACCUUGGCUUCAAGCCCUGGCGGCUUUUGCUGGUGCCGCAUUCAAAAAGCAUAACAUUGAGCUCACUGGAUUAUUGCAAUUUGUCGCUAACAGAUUGAAGGCUCAGCAAAGUCAAGACCUCCUAAUUCUGAAGGAGAUAGUCCAGAAAAUGGCUGGAAUAGAAGCUGCAGAGGAAAUGACACCAGAACAAUUAGAUGCUAUGGCUGGCGGCGAGUUGUUGAAGGGCGAGGCUGGGUACUUUUCACAAGUGCGUAACACAAGGCGUUCAUCUGCUAGGUUAAAAGAAGCAGUCGUGGGGAACAAUUUAGACAUAGCGCUCUGUAUUCUGUCCGCACAACAAAGGCAUUGUUGUGUUUGGAAAGAGGUAACGGACGACGGCGGCAAUGAGACUAGUGGAUCUCAAUUGAAGGUGGUGGGACGUUUGGCUGAUCAAUGUCAAGACGCCCUAGUACAACUUGGAACCUUUCUCGCCUCAUCCCACGCCCCCGAUGAGUAUGCAGCUCGUCUGCCUCCACUGCCGGAAUUGCUCCGCGACUACCAUGUAGAUGCAGACGUAGCGUUUUUUCUGCACCGGCCAGUGUUAGCUCAAAAAAUCGCUGCAAAAGUGGAGUUUCUACGGAAAAGCUCCGAUAGUAAAUCGGAUUCCCAAGAGAAGAGUGUGGUGCGGUACAGUAUAGCAUCAAAAGAAGCCUUGGAACCUAUAGUUACCUCUAUCACACCACUUCUGCCAGCUAAAGUUUGGGAAGAUAUAUCUCCGGAAUUCUAUGUUACAUUUUGGUCACUGUCAAUGUAUGACUUACGUGUGCCUGUAGAAAGCUACGAACGAGAAGUAGAGAGGUUGAAAACUGCAGCAGCAAGUGCGGCUAAGGACACUUCACAGGGCACUAAGGGCAAGAAAGAACAAGAACGGUUUAACACUCUCAUAGACAAAUUGCAGGAUGAACGACGUCGCCAAGAAGAGCACGUGUCCCGCGUACAAGCGCGCCUAUCCCGCGAAUGCGCCGGUUGGUUCCCGGCGCGCGCAGCCAAAUCGGCCAAGAACGAAACAGUGACACGUUUGAUGCAGCUAUGCCUCUUCCCGCGGUGCGUCUUCACAGCUGCCGAUGCGCUGUACUGUGCGCAAUUCGUUCACACCGUCCACGCAUUGAAGACACCCAAUUUCUCCACCCUUCUGUGCUAUGAUAGGUUGUUCUGCGACAUCACGUACUCGGUGAUGUCGUGCACGGAGGGCGAAGCGGCACGCUACGGGCAGUUCCUGUGCCGCGUGCUCGGCACGGCGAUGCGCUGGCACGCGGACCGGGCCGCCUUCCACGCGGAGUGCGCGCACUACCCCGGCUUCGUCACCAAGUACCGCGUGUCCAAUCAGUUCACGGAGGCCAACGACCACGUCGGAUACGAGAAUUACAGGCACGUGUGUCACAAGUGGCACUACAAGAUCACGAAGGCGAUGGUCGUGUGCCUGGAUUCCGGGGACUACGUCCAGAUCCGGAAUGCGCUUAUCGUCCUCAUCAAGAUCUUACCGCAUUUCCCCGUACUGGCUAAACUGGCGCAGAUCAUUGAGAGAAAAAUCGAAAAGGUAAAAGAAGAAGAAAAAAUUCAAAGACCAGAUCUUUACGUUUUGGCGACUGGAUACAGCGGUCAAUUGAGAAAUAAAAUCCCUAAUAUGAUGAAGGAAAGCGACUUCCAUCAGGUCGUCGAUCAACACAAAGCAAAUGCUACGGCGCAAGCGGCUAACGUUAAAGAAGAGACCAAACAAAGUGACACGGUUGCCUCUCCCGUUCAAACUUCAGACUCUGACAAAAAGGAAUCAAAGAGUGAUAGACGACGUGACGAAUCGGAGCGUGAAAAGGAUUCAAAACGCGAAUCGAGAUCGUCAUUGAAAGAAAGAAACAAAGAAGAAUUGAGAAGUAAAGACAAAUCGCCAAGAGAUAGAACUCAUAGAGAGGAACGCUACUUGGAAGCUAUUUCACCUCCCCAUGAACAUCGACAUCCGUCCGAUGAUCUAGAUCGUGAUGUAAAACGUCGUAAAGUAGAAAGCAGCGGUAAUGGCAAGGGCAAUAAAGAGCUUGACGAUCGUUCGCCGGAAAAAGAGAAACGAAAGACUAAGCUAAGAGGUGAUGAGCGCAAAGAACGUAAGAUAAGUAGAAAAAGGGAUAGAGUUGAAGAGACUCCAAUCUUAGAACAGAAGCGUCGCCGCGAUGACCAGAAGGCUGUGAUAAAAAUGGCAGGCCAUCAAAAUGGUUCACAAGAAGAUCAUCACUAUGAGAAAUAUCAUAAAAGGGAAAAGUCACCGUUUCGAGAUCGAUCUCACGAGGAGCUCAGGGACAAACAAUAUCCUUUUUAA
Molecule: messenger RNA, 4206 nt
Organism: Leptosia nina
Lineage: Eukaryota; Metazoa; Arthropoda; Insecta; Lepidoptera; Pieridae
Source: the annotation of a GenBank genome assembly